Molecule: messenger RNA, 1197 nt
Organism: Vitrella brassicaformis
Lineage: Eukaryota; Vitrellaceae
Source: the annotation of a GenBank genome assembly
UGCGGGGGUAGCGUCUAUCCCGGCGUCUUGCGUCUUGGAUGCGUCACAAAACCGGAUGGCGUCAGGCGUUUGUGCUGCUGCAGCUGAGCCUCAUCACCUUCUGCAUCUUCGUCGGCGACGCUGCCGCUGCUGGGCCUGCGCGCGAGCUCUUCAUCUCCCGCCAUGCCUGGCCUGGUGUGCAUUCAGCCAUCCGCCGUCGGCUACGAGCGCGGCGAUGGACGUUCAUCAGGAUGACUGGAGAAUCUGAUGAGAUGGAAGGCGAGGAGUCACGGGAGCAGAUCCCUUCUGACCUGGUGAUGCGACGCAGCGAGCAGUGGGGAUGCGUGAGGUAUAAGAACACGAUAGAUACAUGAAAGACGCAACGAUCGAUGUACGCGGUUGAUUGGUUCGUCUGUCUGUGCGGUCUGGUCUCCCUGCAUAUAUGUGAUGGAUGUGCCCUGCAGGAACUGUGGCGCAUGUUGCCGCUUGGCUGACUGGCUGCCGAACGUGGAUGAGAUCUUCCUCUACGGGAAGGACAAGGCGCUUUUCCUCUCAAUGAUCCGCCCCGAAGACGGCUACUGCAGACACUUCGAUCAGGACACGCGCUCCUGCACCAUCUAUCACGACAGGCCUUGGUUCUGUCGCGUCGAGGCCGACAUCUUCGGCCAUCUCUACGGUAUGGCCGUGGACGAGAUGGACGAGUUCUGCCGCGAGUGCUGCCGAGACCAGAUCCGCAAGGUGUUUGGCGCCGACAGCACGGUGAGGAGGGAGUUCGAUGAGCUGCAGGAGCGGCUGGAGCAGGAGAUGAUCGACGAGCGGCAGCCUCGAAUCGUGCCGAGGCACGCUGUUGAGAUGGGGGAGAGGGAGGGGAUUGUGUGGUGGGAGAAGCAGCCGCCUGCUCUUCCCGAGAGGCUGAGGCUGUGGCGGACGACGGACGGAUGGAUCCCCUACCAGGACUAUUUUGAUAGACAGAUAGAGAGAUAGAGAGAUAGGGAGGAGAGGGGACAGGUCAGAUCAGACGAGGGGACUUUUCUAGUUGGUCACGUUCUUCCAGCUUGUCUCGGUGUGUCGUCUGGAGGUGUUAGUCGAUGAAGAGUGAGGCCUUGCGUAUCACCGCAUCCAGUGGUGAUGCAUGAGUCCGGUUCAUUGUCGACUGCAACACUUCCCGGCGGGCACGGGUGGAUACAUAUAGCAUCGGGCUGCUCGCCCCGUGUAAGC